GCCUCUCCCCCGCGGCAGUCCGGUGCGAGGCCCCCUCCGGAAGGUGAGGGGAAUGGAUUGGACUCCGGUGGGGAAAGCGGGUGUCUAGAAGUGGUGCUAAUGGGAAGAGAUUUCUGGUUUCAAAAGAGGAUGCUCUGCCACAAAGAGCGGCUCGCGCGCUGGCCUGGGCUCUAGCCGAGGAGAGAUCCCGGGAGAACUCCGGAGCUCGCGGGGAGCGCUCCUCGGAAGACCGGGGUCAACAUGCCUGUUCGCAGGGGGCAUGUGGCACCACAAAACACAUUUUUGGGGACAAUCAUACGGAAAUUUGAAGGGCAAAAUAAAAAAUUUAUCAUUGCAAAUGCCAGAGUGCAGAACUGUGCCAUCAUCUACUGCAAUGAUGGGUUCUGCGAGAUGACUGGUUUCUCCAGGCCAGAUGUCAUGCAAAAGCCAUGCACCUGCGACUUCCUCCAUGGGCCCGAGACCAAGAGGCAUGAUAUUGCCCAAAUUGCCCAGGCGUUGCUGGGGUCAGAGGAGAGGAAAGUGGAGGUCACCUACUAUCACAAAAAUGGUUCUACUUUCAUUUGUAACACUCACAUAAUUCCAGUGAAAAACCAGGAGGGCGUGGCUAUGAUGUUCAUCAUUAAUUUUGAAUAUGUGACAGAUGAAGAAAAUUCUGCUUCCCCAGAGAGGCUAAAUACAAUAUUACCAGUCAAAACUGUAAACCGGAAACUUUUUGGGUUCAAGUUCCCUGGUCUGAGAGUUCUCACUUACAGAAAGCAAUCUUUACCACAAGAAGAUCCCGAUGUGGUAGUGAUCGAUUCAUCUAAGCACAGCGAUGAUUCCGUAGCCAUGAAGCACUUUAAGUCUCCUACUAAAGAAAGCUGCAGCCCCUCAGAAGCAGAUGAUACAAAAGCCUUGAUACAGCCCAGCAAGUGUUCCCCCUUGGUGAAUAUAUCCGGACCUCUUGACCAUUCCUCUCCCAAAAGGCAAUGGGACCGACUCUAUCCUGACAUGCUGCAGUCAAGCUCCCAGCUGACUCAUUCCAGAUCAAAGGAAAGCAUUUGUAGUAUACGGAGGGCUUCAUCGGUUCAGGAUAUAGAAGGAUUCAGUGUCCACCCCAAGAACAUAUUUAGAGACCGACAUGCCAGUGAAGACAAUGGUCGCAGUAUUAAAGGGCCUUUUAAUCAUAUCAAGUCAAGCCUCCUGGGAUCCACGUCGGAUUCAAACCUCAACAAAUACAGCACCAUUAACAAGAUUCCACAGCUCACUCUGAAUUUUUCAGAUGUCAAAACUGAAAAAAAGAACACAUCCCCUCCUUCUUCAGAUAAAACCAUUAUUGCACCCAAAGUUAAAGAUCGAACACACAAUGUGACAGAGAAAGUUACCCAGGUUCUCUCGUUAGGAGCAGACGUCCUACCAGAAUAUAAACUGCAAACACCACGCAUCAACAAGUUUACAAUAUUGCACUACAGUCCUUUCAAGGCCGUCUGGGAUUGGCUUAUUCUGCUGUUGGUCAUAUACACAGCUAUAUUCACUCCCUACUCUGCAGCCUUUCUCCUCAAUGACAGAGAAGAACAGAAAAGACGAGAAUGUGGCUAUUCCUGCAGCCCUUUGAAUGUGGUAGACUUGAUUGUGGAUAUUAUGUUUAUCAUAGAUAUUCUAAUAAACUUCAGAACAACAUAUGUAAAUCAAAAUGAAGAAGUGGUAAGUGAUCCAGCCAAAAUAGCAAUACACUACUUCAAAGGCUGGUUCCUGAUUGACAUGGUUGCAGCAAUUCCUUUUGACUUGCUGAUUUUUGGAUCUGGUUCUGAUGAGACAACAACAUUAAUUGGUCUUUUGAAGACAGCUCGACUCCUUCGUCUUGUGAGAGUGGCCCGAAAACUUGAUCGAUAUUCAGAAUAUGGGGCUGCUGUUCUAAUGCUCUUAAUGUGCAUAUUUGCCCUGAUUGCUCACUGGCUGGCUUGCAUUUGGUAUGCGAUUGGGAACGUAGAAAGACCCUACCUGACUGACAAAAUCGGAUGGUUGGAUUCCUUAGGACAACAAAUUGGGAAACGUUACAAUGACAGUGACUCAAGUUCUGGGCCAUCCAUUAAAGACAAAUAUGUCACAGCACUUUAUUUUACCUUCAGCAGUUUAACGAGUGUAGGAUUUGGGAAUGUGUCGCCUAACACCAAUUCGGAGAAAAUCUUUUCAAUUUGUGUCAUGUUGAUUGGCUCACUAAUGUAUGCAAGCAUUUUUGGGAACGUAUCAGCAAUUAUCCAAAGACUAUACUCCGGAACUGCCAGGUACCACAUGCAGAUGCUGCGAGUAAAAGAGUUCAUUCGCUUUCACCAAAUCCCCAACCCUCUGAGGCAACGGCUUGAAGAAUAUUUCCAGCAUGCAUGGACUUACACCAAUGGCAUUGACAUGAACAUGGUCCUAAAGGGUUUCCCAGAAUGUUUACAGGCUGACAUUUGUCUACAUCUCAACCAGACUUUGCUGCAAAACUGCAAAGCCUUUCGAGGGGCAAGUAAAGGUUGCCUUAGAGCUUUGGCAAUGAAGUUCAAGACCACCCAUGCACCUCCGGGAGAUACGCUGGUUCACUGUGGGGACGUCCUCACUGCACUUUAUUUCUUAUCCAGAGGCUCCAUUGAAAUCCUCAAAGAUGACAUUGUGGUAGCUAUUCUGGGAAAAAAUGAUAUAUUUGGAGAAAUGGUUCAUCUUUAUGCCAAACCUGGAAAGUCUAACGCAGAUGUAAGAGCUCUCACGUACUGUGACUUGCAUAAGAUCCAGAGAGAAGACUUGCUAGAGGUUUUGGAUAUGUAUCCUGAGUUUUCUGAUCACUUUCUCACAAACCUAGAAUUGACUUUCAACCUACGGCAUGAAAGUGCAAAGGCUGAUCUCUUAUUACAAUCCCAGUCCAUGAAUGAUUCUGAAGGAGACAACUGUAAACUACGAAGAAGGAGAUUGUCAUUUGAUAGUGAAGGAGAGAAAGAUUUUGGCAAAGGAAGCACUACAAAUGAUCCUGAAGACUCUGUAGAUACCAUAAGACAUUAUCAGAGGUCCAAGAAACACUUUGAAGAGAAAAAAAGCAGAUCUUCAUCUUUCAUCUCCUCCAUUGACGAUGAACAAAAGCCUCUCUUCUCAGGAAUUGUAGAUUCUCCUCCAGGAAUAGGGAAAGUAACUGGACUUGAUCUUGAAGAAACAGUACCCACCUCAGGAAGAAUUCCCAUAGAUAAAAGAAGUCACUCUUGCAAAGAUAUCGCUGACACCAGAAGCUGGGAAAGAGAAACUGCCGGAACUCAGGCUGAUGAGUCUAGUCCCUCAGCGCUUCCGCGAGCUGCCUGGGGGAUCUCUGAAACGGAAAGUGACCUCGCCUAUGGAGAAGUGGAGCAAAGAUUAGAUCUGCUCCAAGAACAGCUUAACAGACUUGAAUCCCAAAUGACUGCAGACGUCCAGACCAUCUUACAGCUGCUGCAGAAACAAACCACUGUGGUCCCCCCAGCCUACAGUAUGGUAACUACAGGAGCAGAGUAUCAGAGACCUGUCAUCCACCUGACGAGAACCAGUCAUCCGGUAGCAUCCAUCAAGACGGAUCGAAGUUUCAGUCCUUCCUCACAAUGUCCUGAAUUUCUAGACCUUGAAAAGUCUAAACUUAAAUCCAAAGAAUCCCUCUCAAGUGGGGUGCAUCUGAACACAGCUUCGGAAGACAACUUGACUUCACUUUUAAAACAAGACAGUGAUCUCUCUUUAGAGCUUCACCCCCCGAGGCAAAGGAAGACUUGCCUUCAUCCAAUUAGGCAUCCUUCUUUGACAGAUUCAUCCCUAAGCACUGUAGGAAUCUUGGGUCUUCAUAGGCAUGUUUCUGAUCCUGGUCUUCCAGGGAAAUAAUCAUUUUGUACUAUUUCUUCCACAUACAAUGUAAGUGCUUUUAAUGGCUGAUUUCCUUUUUUGUAUUUAAAUCCUCUCUACUUGACUCAGGGGCUCACAAGUUACCAUUAUAUGCAAAAGUACUGUAUAUUUUCCUAAAUUGAAGCUUGUAAGGUAAAAUUGAGCAGUUAGGAUGUAAAUAUAUAUAUGAACUCUUUUGUUCCAAAUGUUAAAACUGCCAGCAUCUCAAGGCACCUUAUUUUUUAUUUUUAUUUUUUAAAUCAUGUGCAUGUUAGGAAACUCCAAUUUCUCUUGCAUGGAGACUCCUAUUUACUGCUUUUACUAAACCCAUACUUUGUUAUGAAAAUGCCUUCCAAGCAAAUAAGAAAGCAAAGGAUAAAAUUGUUCAUGGAUGCAACUCAGAUGAUCCUCAACUCAUGGAAGUUCAAGGGGGAGAUAGGGAAACUUGUCACUUUUGAGGACAGAUACCCUUCUGGAUUGAGAUGUUUAUAGUGAAUUACAUUCAUUCCUGCACGCUAAUAUAUAUAUAUAUAUAUAUAUAUAUAUAUAUAUAUAUAUAUAUAUAUACACACAGUUUUAGAGUUAUAAAUCUCUGACAGUAGAGGAAACCAUCUCCAAAUACAUGAAUAUAGGCCAGCUUUAAUGAGGACAAAAAGGCCUUUCUAUUUAAAAUUCUGUCUCUAACUGCAUUCACAAACUCCCUAAAAUAUUUUCCACUGGCAAGUUUCCUUGAAUGCUCAGAAACAAGUUUCUCUAAUUUUUCUCUUUC
Mesoplodon densirostris (Blainville's beaked whale) is the source of this 4618-nucleotide messenger RNA. RefSeq names its product potassium voltage-gated channel subfamily H member 7 (gene KCNH7). The transcript has 16 exons. The record is from RefSeq and is a predicted model, not a curated record. Gene Ontology annotation, molecular function: inward rectifier potassium channel activity. Gene Ontology annotation, cellular component: membrane. The coding region runs from base 241 to 3849 and encodes 1202 amino acids. Lineage: Eukaryota; Metazoa; Chordata; Mammalia; Artiodactyla; Ziphiidae. Gene Ontology annotation, biological process: membrane repolarization during action potential; potassium ion transmembrane transport.